GUCACAGGAGGCGGGCUCUGCUGGCGGCCGGAAGUUGAGCGGCAGCGCGUCGCCGAGCCGAGUGAAGGCCGCGGGUUGUCAUGGGGUCCAGGGCGUCCAGCCUGCUCCGGGAGGAGGAGAUCGAGGACAUCAAGAAGGAGACGGGCUUCUCUCACAGCCAGAUUACACGCCUGUACAGCAGAUUCACCAGCCUUGACAAGGGAGAGAAUGGUACUCUCAGCCGUGAAGAUUUUCAACGGAUUCCUGAGCUGGCCAUUAACCCUUUGGGAGACAGAAUAAUCAAUGCCUUCUUCCCAGAAAAUGAAGACCAAGUGAAUUUCCGAGGCUUUAUGCGGACACUUGCCCAUUUCCGGCCCAUCGAGGAUAGCGACAGAAACAAAGACCCUCGUGUGCCUGAGCCCCUCAACAGCAGGAAUAACAAGCUGCUCUUUGCUUUCAGGCUGUAUGAUCUUGACAAGGAUGAUAAGAUCUCUCGAGAAGAGCUCCUGCAGGUCCUUCGCAUGAUGGUGGGAGUUAACAUAUCUGACGAGCAGCUGGGGAGCAUUGCAGACCGGACCAUUCAAGAGGCGGAUCAGGAUGGCGAUAAUUCAAUCUCCUUCAUGGAGUUUCAGAAGGUGUUGGAGAAGGUUGAUGUUGAGCAGAAGAUGAGCAUUCGUUUCCUUCACUGAAUCCUCUUCACCGUGACUCAGCAGGCGAGCUCUCCACUCAGACUCUGUCAGCCUCUGACCUCACCGUGUUACCUGAUUAUGUAGAGAAGUUUGUCAAUUGCACAGGAGAGUGCCAGUCAUUUCAUUGGUUUCCCCAUUCCUGCGCAGUUGUGGGAAUCGUUACUCAGUGUGGCGAUUCCUGGGUCCCACCAGUUAGUUGUCAGUGUGGCACAUUUCACCUGGCUACCACCGAGCAGCCAGCUGCAGGACAGACAGACUGAGUAAUCUUGCUGGUGGGGCAGUGCUGUACCUUCAAGAGAUGAUUAGCAGAGGAAACCAGUCUGGCACGAGGAGGUCCAUGACUCUCGUGUAUUGCACUGUUCCAGUGCUUCCUAGAAUGGACUGUUCUCUGAUUUGAACUCUAAGACUGAGCGGGUGGCAAUCAGGUGCUUUUAAAUUGUAUUUGCUGUUUUUUUUUCUGAUUGGGGUUAUUGAUUAUGGGGUAUUUAUUAAUCCAGUGUUGUAUAAAUUGUGGUUUUUAGGAUAUUUGCUAUUACUUGUUUCUUAGUUUGCCCAUUCUGGUUGUGAUGUGACCAGGCCAGUUUUCUCUAACAGUGCCCAUUCCCCAGCACAAGAACAAGGGUUGUCCUGGUGUUGGGAAAAUACAAUACUGUUGAUCCUUUGAGACCAGGCCUCUAUAUUUCUCCAUGUAUCCUACUAAUUUGGGACAACUCUAAGUAUGCUCCCCAACACCUGUGGACCUCGAGCUCUCCCCCACUUUUGCUGGACAUUGGUGAAAAUUCCUGCCAAUGUUUGUCAGCUGCUGCAGCCUGGUCAGGUUCCUGUAUGUCAGUGUUGUUUAUUAUUGUUGCUUGUGAAGAGGUCGCCCUUCCUUAUCUCAAUAGCGAGAUGUUCCAGUGAACACUAAAUGUGACUCUGUGCCUCUUGCUUCUGUGAAACCAGUACUUCAAUGUGCAGUGUAGAAUUGUAGUGAGGCUGUGGUUGGAGCCCCUCUCUAUUUAGCUCCACUCGCUUUUGACGCACUGCCCCUCCAGCCUCCACGCUGAUACUGGUAAUGUCAUUACCAGCUGUUAAUUAACAAAAUGACACAUUGCACUCUGUUUAUAUUUAACUCUUGCUGUUGUGCAUGCUUGACUACUUAUUCCACCUUGCAGCAACGCGCACAUUAAGGUGGUAUGGAUGCCAUCACAGAAACAAUAACUGGGAGGCUGGGCUGGGACUACCCAGCAUACUGGAAGUUAAACCAGUUACAUGAUUUGAUUUAUUUUGCUUUCAAGUGCUCGGAUAAUUCAGAACCCUAAUUUUGCCAAGCAGCACACUACAGGUUCCUGGACUUUGUUGCAGAACCAAGUGAUAAACUCACCAGUAUUUAACUUAGUAUCAGAUCUUCAGACUGGGGUUCAAUCAGUCAUUGUUUCUCAGGUCUGCCCUGCUUCUGUGGUUCAUUCUUUCUUUCUGAGCCUGAAUGUCUCAUCCCGUUUGAGUUUGCCUUUUAUUUGGAUACUUUUGAGUCAGUUCUUGUAUGCUCCACUGCAGGAACUGAUGUAGCACGAGAAACUGCGUACAAAAUGACUGGCCAGAUACCUUCACUUGCAUCAUGUUGUGUUUUCCUCCCCCCACCCCUAGACACAAGUGGGAAGGUGAUGAUUUCCCAAGUCCUCCCUUACAAAGAUUGAUAGGGAACUGAAUGUGUCAUGCAAACUGUUGAGUGGGUGUAACUUGCUCUGAUACUGGAUAGAAUGACAUUGUCCUUUCCUGAAUUCUGCCUUCACUUUCUUCCCUAUGAGAAGAAUAUCUGUACAUUUCAUGAAUAAAACAUUGAAUUGUUCCUUCA
Molecule: messenger RNA, 2502 nt
Organism: Pristis pectinata (smalltooth sawfish)
Lineage: Eukaryota; Metazoa; Chordata; Chondrichthyes; Rhinopristiformes; Pristidae
Gene: chp1
Product: calcineurin-like EF-hand protein 1
Exons: 7
Coding region: 81-668 (195 amino acids)
Molecular function (GO): calcium ion binding
Source: RefSeq, a predicted model, not a curated record